This is a messenger RNA of Ricinus communis (castor bean), 1290 nucleotides long. RefSeq lists its product as uncharacterized. The transcript has a single exon. The coding region runs from base 144 to 1160 and encodes 338 amino acids. The record is from RefSeq and is a predicted model, not a curated record. Lineage: Eukaryota; Viridiplantae; Streptophyta; Magnoliopsida; Malpighiales; Euphorbiaceae.
UUAACAAAGCCUCUCUCUUCUCUCUUGGUUUUAUUUCACUAUCUUUCGUUGAAAAGUUCCAUCCAUCCUUGUCUGGUCGUUCAAUAUUCUUGCUUUUAUUUUCUUUACGAUUUUUGUUUUUGGUUCGAAAGAUCGUAUAGUUAAUGGAAAUUCCAGUGAUCAACAGAAUAGGUGAUUUCGAAGCCUCUUUGCAAAACCCAUCUUUUCUUUCACAAGCAAUUACAUUAUCUGGUGUGGAAAAAAUUCACCAAGCUUACGGUUUCUGGAAAUGGGGAGCUCUAAUUCUCGCCCUUGUCGCCUCUUUCUCUACUAUAAUCAACAGAAUCAAGAUUCUCAUCAUUCGAAUCCAAAACCAUUAUUUGACACCUUCACCGCCUCCUCCUCUUACCACCCAACAGCAUUACGACUCCGAUACCGAAUCAGAAACCUCUUCUUCUUCUUCUUCUUCAGACGGCGAACAAGACAUAGAAGUGGAAGAUGAUGAAGAAGAUGAGGACGAGCGAUGUUCUUGGAGGUCCAACGACGACGAUGAUUAUUACAGUGUCGUUAAAGGAUCAGGUCAUUAUAUCGAUGACCAGUGGCAGAAUCGUAAUUUAAGGAGACGUAGAAAUAGCAGCCUUCAAGAUUUAUUUUCUGAGUUCAGGAAUGGCAAGAGCGUAGUGAAGCUAUGGGAUAAUUUAGGGUUUGGAUUUGGUUUGAAUCUUGAUAACAAUUCAAGAAACUGCGUUUCUCUUCAUGACAUCAAUAAAGAACUAAGCCUCUUUUCUAUUUUAGGCGAGAGAUCCGAUAUUCCGGCGGUUUCCACGUCCUCUUCAUCGCCGGCGGUGAUUGUUUCCUCCGAGGCAAAUGUGGCCGGGAACUUGUUAAAAGUGUGGGACACGCGUGUUGGAUGUCGGAUACCGGAGAUACUGGCGGAGUGGCGACCGAGAUUGGGAAAAUUUGUUGGAAUUAGCAGCGGCGGCGGCGGAGUGGGGAAGGUAUACGUAAGAGAUGACGUCACGGGGAGGUUGACGGUGGGUGAUAUGAGAAAAGUGAAGUCGCCGUUAGUGAAUGCGACGGAAACUGACGUGGACACGUGGUGGGACGCUGACGGCGUAAGCGUUGGAGAAGAAGAUAAUGGGGUGGGCAGUAGUCCUGACUCGGUAUUGCUACGCGGUUAAGGGCCGUGAGCUGUUGUAAGACUGGCAAAAGAGUGUCAAUUGUGUAAAUAAUUAUUUAUUAGGAAAUGUUCUCUUAAAAAAAUUUAUUUAUUAGGAAAUGAAGAUUUAAAUUAUAAUUGUUUGGUUAGUA